Prosopis cineraria is the source of this 1857-nucleotide messenger RNA. Its product is annotated as ankyrin repeat-containing protein At5g02620-like. The transcript has 4 exons. Lineage: Eukaryota; Viridiplantae; Streptophyta; Magnoliopsida; Fabales; Fabaceae. Gene Ontology annotation, molecular function: protein phosphatase 1 binding; protein phosphatase regulator activity. Gene Ontology annotation, cellular component: plasma membrane. The record is from RefSeq and is a predicted model, not a curated record. Bases 1 to 1857 code for a protein of 618 amino acids.
AUGGAACCUAAAUUCUAUAAAGCUGCUGUGGCUGGUGGAAUUGAUGUGUUUAAGGGAAAGUCGUCUGAUCAAAUUGAGUCCAUGCUAACUCCAAAUAAAAACACAAUCCUUCAUAUUCACUUGACAUGUUAUAAGGCCAACCUUAAGGAUGAAACUAUCCUUCAUAUAGCAGCCAGGUAUGGCCAUAUUGAAAUUGUGAAAAUAAUUGUUAAACGUGCUAAAAUUGCCCAUAUUGGAGAUGGAAUUGAGGAAACACUUAUAAGGGCUACAAAUUAUAAGAAGGACACAGCCCUACAUGAAGCAAUACGUUAUAAUCACAAAGAAAUAGUUGAUUUCUUGAUAAAGGAAGACCCACAUCUUCCAUAUUUUGCUAAUAGUAAUGGGGAGACUCCGCUUUAUAUUGCUACUGAGAGAGUCUAUGAGAAAAUAAUUGAUACACUAUUAGAGAAUAACAAUUCACCGAAUCAUAGCGGCCCCAACGGCAGAACAGCAUUACAUGCGGCUAUCAUUCAUCAUGAGAAGAUAACAAAAGGGACAUUGGAGAAGCUGAUAUUGAAAAUACCAUCAAUGGUGAAUGAAGCAGAUGACGAUGGUUGGAGUCCACUUCACUUGGCAGUAAUAUUUGAAAGUCCUGAAUUGAUAGAGAUGUUAUUAAAGCAUGGUGGCACAGCAUACAUGAGAGACAAAAAGGGAAGGACGGCUCUUCACCUUGCUGCAUAUUAUGGAAAUGGUAGCCUUGUGAGAAAGAUAAUAGAAUCUUGUCCAGAUUGUUCGGAGUUGGUGGAUCACAAGGGUUGCAAUGCUCUUCAUUAUACUAUUGCGGGGCUUAAGAAAUAUACUACUAAUGAACAAGGUCUUUGUGAGGAAGCAUCAAGAGUGAUUUUGAAAGAGGAGCAUCUAAGCAACAUGUACAAUGAGAAAGAUGAAGAAGGCAACACACCCCUUCACCACCUUGCUCUUUAUGCUCCCAAAUGGCAAGAGGAUCACUCUCAUCCCCUUCUGGAACCAAACCCAAGAGUGGACACGAUGGCAUUCAAUAAAAACAACCAAACCGCUCUUGAUCUUGCUUGUGAUAUUGUGCCUUCAACUUUACAACGCGAGAAUUUUUUCUUGCGGAAACUUCAACACAAAAUUAGAGCAAGCUAUGGUAGGAGAGUUAUAAAUGAGGAAGUUAAAGUGAGGAAACAACAGAAGAGACGUGAUUUAGAGGUACUUAAGAACAAGGAACUAGUGGAGGUGAAAACAGGGAACAAGGAACGAGAGAAGUACGAUGAUGAAAAAAAAGAAAUCAAGGACAAAAUGAGAGAAACCUUGCUUAUAGUAGCCACACUGAUAGCAACAGUAACAUUUGCAGUAGGAUUUACGCUGCCUGGAGGUACCAUAGAAGACGGUGAAAAUAAUAAGAGCUCUCCUAUAUUGAUACACAGUGAUGCUUUCCAGACGUUUGUGAUAGCAAACUCUCUCUCCUUUGUUCUCUCUGCUUUUGCUGUCUUUCUCCAAAUUUUCUUGCCAGUUAUGGUGACAAGAAAAAACAUUAACCCUGACAUUCAAUAUGCUUUUUUCUCGGCAGCCUUAAUGCUGACACUAUUGGGAAUGGGAUUCAUGAUAAUUGCAUUUGGAACAGGCACAUACGCCAUCUUGGGUCCUUCCACAGUUCUUGCAGUUGUCACUCUUGUUAUUGCAUUUUCUUUCUUCAUGACCUUUCCUUUUGUCUUUUAUCUACUUCUCAAGGAUGUCAUGACGCGCCGGCGGCAGCAGGGUGAUGAAGAAAAACUUAAAGUUGAAUCUUUGCAAGAGUUUGAUCCUGGAUUUGUUGACCAUAAAUUAGAAGACAUGCAAUUGUUGGAUAGCAUAUGA